Molecule: messenger RNA, 3390 nt
Organism: Diachasmimorpha longicaudata
Lineage: Eukaryota; Metazoa; Arthropoda; Insecta; Hymenoptera; Braconidae
Product: basement membrane-specific heparan sulfate proteoglycan core protein-like
Exons: 5
Coding region: 42-1652 (536 amino acids)
Molecular function (GO): calcium ion binding
Source: RefSeq, a predicted model, not a curated record
UAUUAUAAUCAUGUUUAAAUAUAUUUAGGUUCAAGCUCGCCAUGAAUUUCAAUCCCUCGGAUAAUGGAGACGUGAUACUUGCGUAUUGCUCAGAAACUGAUGAGGGUGUUGGUGACUUUGUAGCUGUUGUGAUAAAGGAUCGACACGUUGAAUUUCGUUUUGAUGCAGGAAGUGGAACGGCUGUGGUAAGAUCGAAUUACAUUAUUCAACCGGGUGUUUGGACCAAGGUCACGAUCUAUCGAGAUUUUAAAAGUGGAAAAUUAUCGGUUAAUGGUGAGAGAUACGUUAAGGGACAUUCGCCUGGAACUGCUAAACUAGUAACGUUAAAUACUCCUGUUUAUAUUGGAGGUGUCAACAGGACUAAAAUCAAAAUAAGUAAGAAUGUCAAUGUAACAAGACAUUUUCAUGGCUGCAUCAAUGAGUUGGCGAUAUAUGGAGAAGAUUUACACCUGUUAAACUCGACAAUUGACCUAGCUAACAUUGAAGACUGUGAAAUACCAGCAAUACCUUGGAGUCACAGUUCACCACUUCCAACUGUUCCAAUAUUCCGUCACGAAACUCCGUCGCCCUCAGUAAUUUACACAUCGAUGACUCCUGUCUACAAUCCAUGUGAUGAGAAUCCAUGUCAACAUGGGCUCUGCCAAAUUUCUGACAGCUACAAUGGCUAUUCUUGCACGUGUGAAUAUGGAUACGUGGGAAUUAAUUGUGAAAAUGUGCUUAGACAAUGCGAAAUGCUGAAACCUUGUAAAAAUGGAGGGAGUUGUUUGGAAAUGCGUGGAGCUUAUAAAUGCGAUUGUCCACUUCGGUUUACUGGCAACAGUUGUGAAAAACAGGUAGAAAUAGCUUAUGAUGUCGCAUUCAGAGGAGACGGCUGGUUGGAACUGGAUCGUACUGUGAUGACACAUGAGGAAGAACGUGAAGUAAUGGGCUUUGAGAUAUCGACUAACAGAACUCAUGGGCUGAUAAUGUGGCAUGGGCAGCCGGCGAACGAUCUUAACCCAGAUGAUUACAUUGCUCUUGGAAUUAUUGAUGGAUACAUCGAGUAUCAGUAUAAUUUGGGCUCAGGUCCAGCUUUAAUUCGCGUAACAUCCCAGCGUGUGGACGACGGUGAACGCCACAGAAUAAUUCUGAAACGUCAAGGUACCGAUGGUAGUAUUGAAUUAAAUGGUGAGCAUACCGAGAGUGGUGUUAGCGAUGGAUUAAAGCGAAUACUUAAUGCACGUGGCAACGUAUAUCUCGGUGGUGUGCCGGAUUAUGCCAUGACAUAUGGAAGAUACUACAGCGGCUUGUCUGGCUGUAUUUAUACACUCGAAGUUCAGGACUCGGGUGCUAUUGAUAUUGGGGAAAAGUCUAUUAGGGGAAAAAAUGUUUUUCCCUGUACGCGAGUAAGAUGGAAUCCCUCCUCUUUGGUAUUCACUGACAGUGAUACUGACGGUUUCGAUGCAUUCAUACCACCUCCACCCGUCAACAUAAUCCACCCAAAACCUACUGUUAAUUUAGCUUCAUACUAUUCUAAAAAUUGCAAUCCCCGGAUUAUGAUUCAGCUAAUGUGCAAUAGUCUUAUCGCUGCAACAGUGCCUCGCAAUGUCUUGACGGUCUCAAUGAAUAUAAUCCUAGGAAAUUUCGUUGAAUAUUGGUUAAUCUAUUAUUAGAUAUUCUAUUGCUUUGUUGAUUAUUUCAAGAUUUACGAUGGAACGGAAAAAGUCUAGAUAUUCAAUGCUUGAUCAAAUAUCCCUGGAAAUGCAUAUCAGGUGUGAAGGAACGUGUGAUUAAAAGGUAGCCAGGGAUCUUAGUUGAACAGAGAAAUAGCAUUUUUUUGUGCGAGUUAUGUCAAUACAGAUUUAUUUUAAAAAAGAUGAUAAUGUUUAUAUAUCGACAAGAUCUUCCAAGGCGGGGCGAAUGGAGAUAGUAAUGUGGUAAUUAAGUGAUUCGCUUUUAACUCUAUACCCGUGCUUUAAAAUUAUCAAACAAAUUCGUCUAAUCGAUGUGCAUAUCGUACAUUAUAGAAGAAUAUAAGCGUAAAAAUUGAUUCUAUGCUGAAAGGGGCUGCAAGCAGAAAAGAAACGGUGUAAAGUUGAUGACGAGGAAAAUUAAUGUACCACUGGAGAUUUCCCCAGCGAUCCAAAUGCUCCAUGUUCCUCUGUGCUCUCCAAAUAUUGAAACCCUAUGAAAAAUUACAUUCUUCUACUAACGCUCGGACAUUUAAUUUUACACUGAGAAAACUUACAUUAAAAUUAUGAAAGUAUUUUUGCAAAUAGAGGUAUUUUUAAAGAUAAUUUUAAAUAGUUCGUGAUGAUUUUUUUAUUGGAAUAGAAACGUCAUAGUCCAGUAGUAAAUAGGUUUUUGCUUUUUAGACGUGAAUAAAAUUUCAUCAGUGUAAAAAUAAAUAUGAGUAUAGCUUACGCUAAUUGCCCACUUUUAUACAACUAUUCAAAGUUAUGUAGACGCCUACGAUUUGCAUGACAUGAGUUGCCUGUAAUUUUUUAAAACGAUACAACAAUAAGACGACAAAAAAAUACUCAAUACGCAUUUUUGACAUUUUACUGUACUGAAGAAGGAGACAAAAUUUUCGUAUGUAUUCAUUGAAGAAUUUUAUACAUUGCGCAGAAGAUGAACAAGAAGGACAGCAGAAUACCUCUGAUUUAAUAAUUAACUGGGAAGUGCGGAUAAUAAUUUUUUCACUGCCAGUGUUUCAUUUACAAUAUUCUGAGUAAUCAAAAAUUUACACAUGAAAUAGAAUCUCCCAUUUUUGUUGCUUCAGUUGAUAAUGGAACCCAUGAGGAUUGCACACAAGUGAGCGAUCAAUUUAUUCAUUAAUUAGUUCUUCUUUUUGAACGUAUUGGAAUAAAAAAACUUCAGUAAUUAUGAUAGAUGCAAUUAAAAAUUGUGAAAGUAUGCAAUGCAAGUGGCGAAUAUGACAACAAAAACAUAAUGAAAGUGUAGCUGAUACUGUUAUGUAUAAAUUAUAUAAAUUGAAAGGACAAUAAAUAUAGUUUUGAUAAAUAAUCUAUUGAUUCAUUUAAAUCCAAUAUUUAUUUGAAGAUACAGUUAGAUGUCAGAAACAUGUUAAUAACAAUAAAAUUUUGAAGAUAGUUGUGACACGUCUAGGGGAGGAUCAGCAAGUGUUGUCAUCGAGACUGUUCAUCAAUAGGGCCAUAUCAUCUGUCAGUGUAACAAUUUCAUUGAAUAUCAGUUGUUCGAAUGUGGAAAAAAAAUAAUUAUUUACCAUAAUUACUUUAUUAAUAUCCUCUUCUAUCAUCGCUGACUCCAAUACUUCCAUGCAGAGGUCCAAGACUUCCAGAGAGUCUGCCAGAGUCGGCCACGUAUACGAGGGCCAGAGUUGCAGCAAAGAAUGCCAAUUUCAAUACUUUCACGAAGGCCAUUUUAAAA